AGUGGGUGGCGGUAAUGCGCAUUAAUAAGCCGCUUGCCAACCGCCAUAAAGCAGCAGAAGAAGUAGCCCUGGUGACGUCAGCCACAGUAGCGUUGAGCUGCAGCAGGCUUCAGUUGAUUUCAGCAACUAGGGCAACAGUCAGCGGUCAGAUGUGGAGUCAUGAAUUAAAUGUCUUCGUUUUGGUCGCAACGUGAUGCAAGCAGGAACAGGCGCGGAGGAAAACUCCGAACAACUUCCGCUAGUCUUCUUCGACUUGGAGACGACUGGACUGGGUCAGGACUGUGAGAUCAUCCAACUGGCUGCGGUGAGCGGAGGCCACUCGCUCAACCUCUACGUCCUCCCCCGGUGUCGCAUACAACCAGGAGCGGCCAGACUCACAGGCUUUAAGGUCCGCAGACAGAGGCUCUACCUCCAUCACCGACUCGUCUUCACCAACUCCCUCAAAGAGGUCGUCGUCGCCUUCGUCACUUUCCUUCAGAUGCUCGGUCGCCCCCUCCUCGUCGGCCACAACAUCCGGAGCUUUGACUGCCCCCUGCUGGCUCGGGCCCUGGACCAGCUGGACCUCAGAGCCGAGUUUCAGGCUUCGGUGUCGGGCUGCGUCGAUACCCUGCCGCUGGCUCGGGAGCUGCUGAGGGACCGCGGGCUUCGGAGUUUUCGCCAGGAGAACCUGGUCAGGGAGCUGCUGGGGAUAAACUACAAGGCCCAUGAUGCUUUGGAGGACGUGAGAGCGUUACAGGAGCUCUACAGUUACCUUCAGCCAGCCCCAGAAUUUGUCUGCAGGCACACGUUUACUCUGGACUCUAUGAACUGCAAACCAGCUGAGCUACAUAACAGGAAGCUGGCAGGACAGCGCCCCCUCCUGGAGAACUCCAGACAGACGGGGAAGUUAACAAAACACGAUGGAGAAGUUGAUGGACUUGAACAUAAAGACACAUAAACAAAGACAAGAGGUUAACCGCUUCUUUAAGCUGUAUUUCACACUUCAGCAGUUUCUUAAAUGUCCGAUUGUUUUGGCUGAAAGGGUGACGUAUGACACCGUCAAAUGUUCAAUUAAUUACUCCAAGAUGUUGGGUCGUCUGCAUGCGUAGUUAUUUAUUGCAGGUUGUAAUGCAAAAGCAGCUUCAUAUACCUGAUGUUUUAUUAUUUUCCUUGUGACAGAAGCUUUUUCUUAAACAUGAAUAAAAAUAAUAUAAAGUUCAGGAGUAAAUUGUAAGCAGUAACAUGAAUUUGUGACAGCAAAUGCAUUCCAACUUGACAGGUACAGGUCUUUAACACGGGUCAGUGAUCAGUUCACUAUUUUUAUUUACAUAUUUGGAGCCUAACCUGUCAUCAUCCAAAAAUGAGGAUAAAUCCAAAAUCCAGUGAACAGAACAAAACUUUCCUAUGAAUCAGGA
Fundulus heteroclitus (mummichog) is the source of this 1394-nucleotide messenger RNA. RefSeq names its product three prime repair exonuclease 4 (gene plex9.2). Gene Ontology annotation, biological process: DNA catabolic process. Lineage: Eukaryota; Metazoa; Chordata; Actinopteri; Cyprinodontiformes; Fundulidae. The record is from RefSeq and is a predicted model, not a curated record. Gene Ontology annotation, cellular component: cytoplasm. The transcript is spliced from 2 exons. Gene Ontology annotation, molecular function: 3'-5'-DNA exonuclease activity; nucleic acid binding. The coding region runs from base 194 to 937 and encodes 247 amino acids.